This is a messenger RNA of Mauremys reevesii (Reeves's turtle), 1877 nucleotides long. RefSeq names its product ribosome production factor 1 homolog (gene RPF1). Gene Ontology annotation, cellular component: nucleolus; preribosome, large subunit precursor. Gene Ontology annotation, molecular function: rRNA primary transcript binding. The transcript has 9 exons. The coding region runs from base 829 to 1680 and encodes 283 amino acids. Lineage: Eukaryota; Metazoa; Chordata; Testudines; Geoemydidae. The record is from RefSeq and is a predicted model, not a curated record. Gene Ontology annotation, biological process: maturation of 5.8S rRNA; maturation of LSU-rRNA.
CAAGAGGAGACCAACUGGCCGGGAGGGUGACAGGAGCCCCCUGUGCCCCAUAAGGGCAUCGAGGAAGGAAACAUCCUGAGCCAAAUACACUGUUUUUGUCUCAUGAGAAGACCAGACUGGCUGCUCCCUGGAGGGAUGGGAGAAUGACAGGCAGUUCUCCAGUGGGACAGGAGGAUGGACGGGCAGGGAGACAGGGAAGUGGACAGGAUCAUCCUCUGUGGUAUGGGAGAGGAAAGCCUGCUCCAUGGUGGCAUGGAGGAGUGUUAGUGCUGCCCAUUUUCAGGAUGGCAGAGCAGAGUGGCUGAUCCCAUGAGGAACCACACAACAGACAGGUGAAUGGAUGGUCUGCUCCAAGCAGAACAGCAGAGUGAACAUGCUGCUCCUGGCAGGAUGAGAAGGAGAAGGAAAGAAAAGGAAAAAAAUGGGGAAAAUAAAAUAAAAUUGCAAAUAUCAGGUCUCAGAGCAGGAGCAUGAAAAGACCCAGGAUGGAGAAUUGUGAAUUUAUCUGUAACAAAAUGUAGGGAGAAAUUGAGAAGAAUAUUGAGAGAGAACAGGAAAAAAUCCUUAACAGAAAUCAACAAGGAAACAAUAAUUUACUGAGUAAUUUAUUCUAAGAAAAAGAAAAAAAAUCAGAUUAGAAUUUGUUUUUUAUUAUGAGUAAUUGGAUACAGGCUGCAGAAUUGCUUUGGCAGGACCUCCUGCAAUUCAUCUUUCAACAACUGUGUUGCUCAGCUUCAGAUCAAUAACAUCAGCCCUGCAGGUUGAAUAAUAAAAUAAUGAUGCACCCUGGAAGACCGUAGGCAGAGGAGCUGGUGGGAAGGUGGAGGAAUGCAUGCCAGUCCCAUCACCUACGCACAGGAGAAAUUGGCAAAUAAGAAAAAACGGAGAAAGGAGAGAGAAGCCCUUGGAGAUAAGGCACCACCAAAGCCUGUACCGAAGACAAUUGAAAAUCAGAGAGUUUAUGACGAAACAACUGUAGAUCCUAAUGAUGAAGAGGUUGCUUUUGACGAAUCUACCGAUGAGUUUGCACCAUACUUCAAUAGACAGACAGUUCCCAAGAUUCUUAUCACAACAUCAGAUAGACCUCGUGGGAGAACAGUGAGAUUCUGCGAACAGCUGUCUACUAUCAUACCUAACUCACAUGUUUACUAUCGAAGAGGACUGGCUCUGAAAAGAAUUAUCCCACAGUGCAUCUCACGAGACUUCACAGAUCUGAUUGUUAUUAAUGAAGAUCGCAAAAUACCAAAUGGACUUGUUUUAAGUCAUUUGCCUGAUGGUCCAACUGCUCAUUUUAGAAUGAGCAGUGUUCGUCUGCGUAAAGAAAUAAAGCGAAAAGGAAAGGAGCCCACAAAACAUCAACCUGAAGUGAUCCUGAAUAACUUUACAACACGACUGGGCCAUUCCAUUGGUCGCAUGUUUGCCUCUCUCUUCCCACAUGAUCCUCAAUUCAUUGGAAGACAAGUAGCUACGUUUCACAAUCAGCGAGACUAUAUCUUUUUUAGAUUUCACAGGUACAUCUUCAAGAGUGAAAAGAAAGUGGGAAUUCAAGAGCUUGGGCCACGAUUUACCUUAAAGCUGAGGUCUCUUCAAAAAGGAACCUUUGAUUCCAAAUUUGGAGAGUAUGAAUGGAUUCACAAGCACCGUGAAAUGGACACAAGUAGAAGAAAAUUCCACUUAUAAUGAUCAUCUAGUUCUACCUGAUUAAUAGGAGUGCAGAACUUUGAAUUCUUCUGUAACUAAAUUGAGUCUGGAUUUGGUCCUGUCAUCUCACAUUCAUUGUUGUUAACAUUGCUCAGUGAUGAGCAACAUUGUUUAUCUGCACAGGCAAACAGACUAGACACCUUCAAACUUUUUACAAUAGAUAUUUUGAAACACGA